This is a messenger RNA of Fulvia fulva, 789 nucleotides long. RefSeq names its product SUR7 family protein FMP45. Gene Ontology annotation, biological process: endocytosis; cortical actin cytoskeleton organization; fungal-type cell wall organization. NCBI's taxonomy places the organism in Eukaryota, Fungi, Ascomycota, Dothideomycetes, Mycosphaerellales, Mycosphaerellaceae. The record is from RefSeq and is a predicted model, not a curated record. The transcript is spliced from 4 exons. The coding region runs from base 1 to 789 and encodes 262 amino acids. Gene Ontology annotation, cellular component: cell cortex; plasma membrane; membrane raft.
AUGGCCAUCGCACGCCCCUUUUUAGGCCUGACAGCCAUUGUCCUCCUCGCCGGAGGCAUUGUCCUGCAGUUCCUGGUCAUCCUCUCUGGCUUGUCAUCGACGCCUUUGAAUCAAAUUUAUUUCCUUCAGGCUGAUACCGGCGAUAUCACCAACGCCAACACACAACUCCGAAACCCAGCGCGAUGGACAUAUCUCAACAUCUGCGGCGUCACCGACGGCCGCAACACCGACUGCACCUCGACGCGCCCAGCACUCCCCUUCGACCCAGUGAGGAACUUUGGCACCGAGACCGGUGUCCCUGAGGCCUUCGUCAACAACCGAGACUACUACUUCUACAUCAGCCGAUUCUCCUGGGUCUUCUUCCUGAUCGCCCUGUUCUUCGCCGUCAUCACCUUCCUUCUGAGCGUCUUCUCGCUCUUCUCCCGCCUCGGUGCCUAUCUCAGCGGCUUCACCGUCUUCCUCGCCGUCGGCAUGCAAGCCAUCGCCGCAGCUCUCAUGACCGCCUGGGUCAUCAAAGGCCGCAACCACUUCCGCACCGCCGGCAUGGAAGCCCACGUCGGCGUCAAAGCCAUGGCCUUCUCCUGGACCUCCUUCGCCGUCUUCUUCCUCGCCUCCGUCUUCUUCUGCAUCGGCGGUAGCGUCGGCAAGAACAAAGACUCCACCAAGAAAUCUUACUUCGGCCGCAAGGGCUCCAAGCGCAGCACCCGCGAGCGCGGCAGCUUCAUCGACUCCAGCAGUGACAGGAGAGUCAAGGACGAGUACGUCACGCGCUACCCUGACUCUCCUUAG